This is a messenger RNA of Pseudophryne corroboree (corroboree frog), 1817 nucleotides long. RefSeq names its product E3 ubiquitin/ISG15 ligase TRIM25-like. The transcript has a single exon. NCBI's taxonomy places the organism in Eukaryota, Metazoa, Chordata, Amphibia, Anura, Myobatrachidae. Bases 10 to 1554 code for a protein of 514 amino acids. Gene Ontology annotation, molecular function: protein binding; zinc ion binding. The record is from RefSeq and is a predicted model, not a curated record.
GCUGCAGCGAUGGCGUCUGCUGAUCUGAGACAGGAGCUGGACUGUUCCAUCUGCCUGAGCAUUUAUACAGAUCCUGUAACCCUGAGAUGUGGCCACAACUUCUGCCGGGUCUGUAUUGAUCGCGUGCUGGAUACACAGGAGGGGUCUGGAGCUUAUACCUGUCCUGACUGCAGAGCAGAGUGUCAGGAGCGUCCUGCACUGAUACGGAACAUAACGCUGUGUAACAUAGUGGGGAGUUUCCUGUCUACUUGGCCAGAUCAGGAGGAGACUGGGAUCUUCUGCACUUACUGUGUGGACUCUCCUGUACCUGCUGCUAAAUCCUGUCUGCUGUGUGAGGCUUCUCUGUGUGAUAAACACCUGAGAGUACACAGCAAGUCAGCAGAACACGUCUUAUGUGAUCCCACCACUGCCCUGGGGAACAGGAAAUGCUCUGUACAUAAGAAGGUCCUGGAGUAUUACUGCACUGAGGACGCUGCCUGUAUCUGUGUGUCCUGCAGCUUGGCCGGAGAACACCGGGGCCAUAAGGUGGAGAUGAUGGGUGAGGCCUCUAGGAAGAAAAAAGAAAAGCUGAUAAAUGUUCUGCAGAAACUGACCACAAAGAGAGCGGAGACUGAGAAAAGGGUCCAGAGUCUGCAGGAGCGCAGGAGAGAAUAUAAAGAAAAAACCGCAGGUGUAACAGAGAGAGUCACUGCCCUGUUUAGAGACAUCAGGAGACAGCUGGAAGACCUGGAGAAAAGAGUCUUGAGUGAUAUCUCCAUAAAAGAAGAGCGUGUCUCUAUUUCAGUAUCUUAUUUGAUCCAGCAGCUGGAAAUAAAGAAGGACGAGCUGUCCAGGAAGAUGCGUCACAUUGAGGAGCUGUGUAACAUGUCUGAUCCAGUGACUGUCUUACAGGAACCAGACACAGGGGACUUGUGUGAUACUGAGGACACAGAGAGACAUUGCAUAGGAGAUCUGGAUGUGGGUCUCAUCUCAGGGACAUUACACAGAGGAUUAUCUGAUAUAAUAAAAGGUGUAAAUACAGAGAUCUAUGUACCGGAGCCUACAGACAUAUUACUGGAUGUAACCACAGCUGGUGAUAAUAUAGAGAUAUCAGGUGACAGGAGAACUGCAUCCAGGUCAGAUAUAUACCAGAAUCACCCAGUAACACCAGAGAGAUUUCAGUGUCCUCAGGUAAUAAGCACCAGGGGAUUCUCCUCAGGGCGACAUUACUGGGAGGUGGAUGUUAGUAAAUCAGAGAGCUGGAGGGUGGGGAUGUGUUACCCCAGUAUAGGCAGGAGAGGACGUAAGUCAUACAUUGGGGAUAAUAACAAGUCCUGGUGUCUGUGGAGGAUGAAUACACUGUAUUUUUUGCUAAAUGGCAGUAAGCAGAUCUGUGUCCCUGGCAAUACCCCCUGUGACAGAGUGAGGGUAUACCUGGAUUAUGAGGCAGGAAAGUUGUCCUUUUAUGCUCUAUGUGACUCUAUCAGACACUUACACACCUACAAGGUAAAGUUUACUGAGCCCCUUCAUGCUGCAUUAUUUGUAGCUGGGGGUUGUAUACAGAUAUCUGGGUGAUAGAGCUGGGAGAAAGUACCAUAAAAUAUCCGACCAGAGACCGGUGACAUCAUCUGACUCGUGGGACACUUGUCUAAUAGAAUGUAGCAUUGGGUGGAGCUACAGCGGAACCCCAACCCCUGUGUAGCAGGUGACCAGUGUCUGGAUGUGUCCCCUUGGUGUGUUAGAAACUGUCAUUAUAAAUGUAUAAAUAUACAUCUCUGUGGAAUGUCUCCGCCUCCGGCUCACUGUGAUUGGCUGCAAUAUCUGUCUGUCAGCCGGUG